Messenger RNA from Fopius arisanus, 794 nucleotides. RefSeq lists its product as uncharacterized. The transcript is spliced from 5 exons. NCBI's taxonomy places the organism in Eukaryota, Metazoa, Arthropoda, Insecta, Hymenoptera, Braconidae. The record is from RefSeq and is a predicted model, not a curated record. Bases 179 to 682 code for a protein of 167 amino acids.
GGAGAUAGUCCAUAGAGAUACGACAAACCAGUGAUAUUUUUCGGCACGAAAUGCGACCGUCUCUACUAAUUUUCGGGAUUUUGUACGCAGCCGGGUUGCUGAUAAGUAAUUGAGAAUAAUUCUGGGGAUAUGUUGUCAUUCUGUAGAAAAAAAUACGAGUUGUAAAUGCAGUUGCGUUAUGGUGGAGGGUCUCAAUUGUUUGGGCUUGGAGGAGAGAUAUGAUGCGGAGCAGCCGUACUGUUUCAAAUUCACAUGGCUGGGAAGUAAAUCCGAGGAGAUCAACAUUUCGAGUAACAGAUGUGCCAAUGCAACUGGCCAGCCCUGUUUUCAGCCAGUAGUAGUCACAAAUGAUUCUACAUUACCGGAUGUGAACUAUAUGUGGAGGACAGGCAAUCGCUCGGAAAUCUCAUGUCGUAUGCGACAAGGAUACGUCUGCAUAAAAUAUGCAUACACCUACAAUAAUGCAGUGCUCAAUAUAAGCCAUUUUUGUGGGAAAAUGGUGGAGAAUAAGGCAUCACCCAUUGUGGAAGGCUGCUACACCCAGCAAGUGGAUAGCCACAUCAUUGAAGCUUGUGCUUGUACGUCAGCACCUGGAGGGAUUCCUUGUAAUUCAGCAGAAAUUAAUCAAUUACCAGUCUCAAUUAUCAUGUCAAGUAUUAUAUUGUCAUGGAUUAUUUAUUAAGAUGAGCGAAAUUGAUAAUAAAUAAAGUAUUUCGUUAUUGAGAUUUUUUUUUAUAUUGCGCAUGAACAUUUUUCUUGUCUUUGCAGCAAAUAUUUUCAAAUUGAAUCAAAAC